This is a messenger RNA of Prinia subflava (tawny-flanked prinia), 1143 nucleotides long. It is a transcript of the gene XKR9, whose product is annotated as XK related 9. Bases 1 to 1143 code for a protein of 380 amino acids. Lineage: Eukaryota; Metazoa; Chordata; Aves; Passeriformes; Cisticolidae. The record is from RefSeq and is a predicted model, not a curated record. Gene Ontology annotation, cellular component: plasma membrane. The transcript has 3 exons. Gene Ontology annotation, biological process: engulfment of apoptotic cell; apoptotic process involved in development; phosphatidylserine exposure on apoptotic cell surface.
AUGAUGAAAUUUACUAAGCAGAAUUUCUUUGUUUUAGUUGGUGGAAUGAUAAUUUAUGUAGUUGAUAUUGGAGUGGACUUCUGGGUAGCUUGUAGAUAUUUCUAUCAAGGACAACAUUCUUGGAGUAUAUUGAUACUGUGUUUUAGAGGUCUCUCAUCAAUAAUAACUCAGAUAUUUAGUUAUGAGUGGUUUAAAAAUGACUGGGAAGAUACUGAUACUGGGAAGCUGAAAUUGGUUUUUCUAGUUCAUCUCUUUCAUUGUGGAAUUUUUAUAAGGUAUUGGUUUGCUUUGAAAUAUGGCUCUCAAGUUGCAUUUAAACAAACAAGAAGCAGAGAGGCACCAGAAGCAGACCCUUCCAACUUCAUUCAAAAACAAGCUAUUGAUGCAAUGACAGAUAUUAACAUGCUCAGGGUGUUCAAGACUUUUCUUGAGACCACACCACAACUUUUGCUUCAGAUUUACAUCCUCAUGGAACAUGGCAAAACUCAUUUCUAUCAAUAUGCUGCCAUUAUUAUGUCUUUUUGUGGUAUCUCCUUAUCAAUGGUUGAUUAUCAGAUAUCACUACGGAAAUCUCUGCCUGACAAAGGUGAAUUUCAUGUGCUUUCCAAGUUCAUGUAUCUCUUCUAUAAAUUGCUUACCAUCACUUCUUGGAUACUCAGUAUUUCAUUGAUCACUCUACUAAGUGUCAGAAUUUCUGUAAUUCUGCUGAUAUUUCUUUGGAUUUGUGGCUUCACUUGGACUUUGAAACAGCAUACAACAUUUUGUAAGUCUAAGAAGAUGGAAUAUCUGUACAGAACUGUAGUUGGAAUCAUUCUAAUUUUUUCAUUUUUUAACAUAAAGGGGAGAAGAACAAAAGUUUGGAUUUCUAUUUAUUAUGCCACUCACACUGUUGUGACUCUAGGUAUUUUGUUUGUAUAUAUAUUCUGGAAACCUUCCUUUAUCAAACAAAUAUAUUUUACAAUUGUAAGCAUCUUAACUAUUUUGAGCCUGGUGUUAGGUAUCAUUUUUCUUGUUGUUUAUUACAGCCAUCUUCAUCCCACUACUUACUGCAGACCUCAGGGAUGUUCAGAUGAAGCUGAUGGAGUAGUAGGGCAAAAAGAGAGAGUAAAAACUGAUAGAUUUCAGAAUUUCUUAGUGCAAUGA